Messenger RNA from Paramecium tetraurelia, 1371 nucleotides. RefSeq lists its product as uncharacterized. The transcript has 7 exons. The record is from RefSeq and is a predicted model, not a curated record. NCBI's taxonomy places the organism in Eukaryota, Ciliophora, Oligohymenophorea, Peniculida, Parameciidae.
AUGGAACCCCAAAAUUUAUUAACAAAGUCUGCAAUUGAAGGAUUUGAUAACCUCUUGUUGACUUAAACCCAAUUUAUGACUUAGAAGAAAAAGGUAUUUUUGGAAGACAACAUAAAAUACGGGAAGGAAAUAGAUCGAGAUUAUAAUAAAUUAUAAGAUAUUCUUGAUAAUUUAUAAGGGAAGAUUGAUAAAAUUAUAAAAUCCUAAGAAGAUGACUUUAUGAUUGCAUAUAGAGAAUAAAUGACAGAAGUUCAAAAAGAAUUGAAGAACAUGAAGAGAAAAAUUGAUGAAGAGGCAUUGAGGUAGAAGGCAGAUGAGAAAAAGAGAAUUCUAGAGGAAGAAAGAGAUUAUUUUAAAUAAGAAGCCUUAAGAUUAGAUAAAUUGUGUUAGGAAUAAUUGAGAACUAUCGAAGAACUCAAAUUUAAAUUAAAGAUUACCUUAGAAGAAAAGCAAUAUUAUGAAGGCUUUGUUAUUGAUUCAAAAAAAGAGAAUAAGGCUUUGAAAUAUGAAUUAUUGUAUUUAUAUAAAUAAAAGAGCGAAGAACAAAAGGCAAUUACAAGACUGGGUUCAGGUGGAAAUGUUGGUUAAAGAAACAAAGCUAAGAAAAUGCUGGACAUGAGGCCAAUGACCUAAGAUGGCACUCAAGUGAGUUCAACUAAAGAUGAAAUUGGUGAGGGAUCUAAACGAGGGUUUUCAUCAAUCAAAUAAACUUAGAAGACUUAAUUUUCAAACAAAAUUUAAGAUUAAGGCUCUUCAUUAAAUGAUUUUUACAAAAGAGAAUUGUCUUCUUAAUAGUAAAGUAGACAGAAUCCAGAUAUGGAAUAGAUUGAAGAAAUCUCCAAAAAAGAUAUUAUCUCUGAUUUGAAAUUGUAAUUGUAAAAAGAAAAAUAAUAGACUUAGCAAUUGAAAGCAGAACUUUCAAAAUAAAAUUGUUAAAGAGGAGAAAUGGAAUAAAUAUUAUUAGAAUGCAUUGCUGAAACAAAAAAAGAAGUUCACUCUCGUUAGUGCUAACAAAAACAGGUUCUGAAUCAUAGAUAUUUGGAUCUAAAUCAUAAUUCAGGAGAUAUAAAUUUUACAUAAUUCACUCACACAGAUAAAAUAACAUUAUUAAGAAGAUAUAUAGAAAGAGAAGAAUUCUUAGAUUAAUUAUAUUAACUCACUUUUAACAAUUAACUAUAAAUUACUUCAUCACUUAAAUUAAAUGAAAAAUGGAAAAUGGAUGCAGAGGAAGCAACUAAAAAAUUCAAUACCUUUAAAACCUUUAAAUAUAAACACAUUACCAGUCAACCUAUAUUAAAAACUGCUCUUGUCAAGAAAAAUGAAUUAGUAACAUCAAAUAAUUUCACGGAUAAAACUAAAGGGUUAUAUUGA